AUGGCUAACCAUUCAACUGAAUACUAUCAGUGUUCAAAGUGUGAUGCAACCUUCGAACUUAGGCCAGAUCUUCACAAGCACGUCAAGGAAGCGCAUGGAGAGUCCAGGCCAAAGUGCGAAGAGUGUGGCACAACCUACAUUGACGAGAGUGGAUACCAAAGACACCAGAAACUAUACCACGGAAGUUUUCCAUGCUCCUACCCUAAGUGCAAUUUCAAAUUGGAUACUUUGGAAAGUCUGAACAAGCAUAUGAAGAAGCAUCAGAAUUUACCUAAAUAUACAUGUACAAUAUGUGGACGCGAGCAUCAUUCGGCUAAAAAUCUCCAGUUACACAUGGAGAGUGUUCAUGACGAUCACAGCUGCAGGUGUACUGUAGAAGGUUGUGGUGCGGAGUUCGACCAUCCAUGUGCUUUGAGAAGGCAUGUAGUUUCCUUCCAUGUGAAAGAAUUUGAUGCAGAAAAUACUUGCAAGAUCUGUGGGCGUUGCUUUAAAGGUCAAAAAGCAAAUCUAACUAGACAUAUGAAUUCAGUUCACUGGCUGGAGCAGUUCAAAGCUAAGUUUGGAAAGGCACGCGAAGAUGGAGAAAAUGAAGAGGAUCUUGAAAAUUUCAUUGCUCCCACUAAGCUUUCCACCCUCUCUCCGGCCGUCAUCUACGGACGCCGCUCAUGA
This is a messenger RNA of Sclerotinia trifoliorum, 669 nucleotides long. The record is from the annotation of a GenBank genome assembly. Lineage: Eukaryota; Fungi; Ascomycota; Leotiomycetes; Helotiales; Sclerotiniaceae.